Molecule: messenger RNA, 1644 nt
Organism: Calidris pugnax (ruff)
Lineage: Eukaryota; Metazoa; Chordata; Aves; Charadriiformes; Scolopacidae
Gene: BYSL
Product: bystin like
Exons: 7
Coding region: 49-1407 (452 amino acids)
Biological process (GO): rRNA processing
Cellular component (GO): cytoplasm; nucleolus; preribosome, small subunit precursor
Molecular function (GO): snoRNA binding
Source: RefSeq, a predicted model, not a curated record
GGGCGUAGGCGCACGCGGGGCCGGUGGCGGCGGCGGCUCCUGUCGGCCAUGCCCAAGGCCCGGCGGCCGCGGGGCUCCGGCCCCGGCUCUGCCUUACCCUUGGCCGAGCAGAUCCUUCAGGAGGCGGCCCCGCGGCCCACGGCGCGGGGGAAGCGGCGCGGCGGCGAGGAGGAGAAGGAGGAUGACGAUGGUUACGUGGACGCCCGGUUGUCCCGGCGCAUCCUGCAGCAGGCCCGACGGCAGCAGGAGGAGCUGGAGGCCGAGCACGGCCCCGGAGCGCCCGCCGUCCCCUCCAAGAAGCGCAGCACGGCGCUGGGCCCCACGGGUGGUGGCUCCGGCUCGGAGGGGGAGGAGGAGGAUGAGGAUGAAGAGUGGCCCUCCUUGGAGAAGGCGGCAGCGAUGGCAGCCGGGAGAGGGGAGUACUGCGGGGAGGUGGUGGUGGACCCCGAGGACGAGGCGGCCAUCGAGAUGUUCAUGAACAAGAACCCGCCGCUGAGGCGCACGCUGGCCGACAUCAUCAUGGAGAAGAUCACGGAGAAGCAGACAGAGGUGGAGACGGCGCUGUCCGAGAUGUCGGGCUGCCCCAUGGCCCAGCUCGACCCCCGCGUCCUGGAGGUCUACAGGGGCGUCAGAGAGGUGUUGUCCAAAUACAGGAGCGGGAAACUCCCCAAGGCAUUUAAAAUCAUUCCUGCCUUGUCCAACUGGGAGCAGAUUCUCUACAUCACGGAGCCGGAGACGUGGACAGCAGCCGCCAUGUACCAGGCCACCAGGAUAUUCUCAUCCAACCUGAAGGAGAGGAUGGCCCAGAGGUUCUACAACCUGGUGCUGCUGCCGCGGGUCAGGGAUGACAUCGCCGAGUACAAGCGCCUCAAUUUUCACCUCUACAUGGCUUUGAAGAAGGCUCUGUUCAAGCCGGCGGCCUGGUUCAAAGGGAUCCUCAUCCCCCUGUGUGAGUCAGGGACCUGCACGCUGCGGGAGGCCAUCAUCAUCGGCAGCAUCCUCACCAAGUGCUCCAUCCCCGUCCUCCACUCCAGCGCGGCCAUGCUGAAGAUCGCUGAGAUGCAGUACAGCGGCGCCAACAGCAUCUUCCUCCGCCUCCUCAUCGACAAGAAGUACGCCCUGCCCUUCCGCGUGGUGGAUGCCCUCGUCUUCCACUUCCUGGCCUUCCGCACGGACCAGCGGGUCCUGCCCGUGCUGUGGCACCAGAGCUUCCUGGCCUUCGCCCAGCGCUACAAGGAGGACCUUUCCUCGGAGCAGAAGGAGGCUUUGCUGGAGCUGCUCAAGUUCCACAGCCACCCGCAGAUCUCCCCGGAGAUCCGGAGGGAGCUGAUGAACUCCAAGACACGGGACGUGGAGGGGCAGCAGCCGGUGGCCAUGGAGUGCCAGGGAGAGGUGGAGGAAAGCUGACCUGCUCCUGGGACACUGCUGAGCACAGCUGGGAGCUGGUGGGUGAGCGGAGCCGUGUGGGACCAUCCAUCCCGGGAUCCUGCAGGUGCUGGGAACAGGUUGUGCCCUUAGACCUGGACUGUGCUCCCUGUCACGGGGCAGGACACCCCUGUCCCACCCCGGAACCUGCUGCCACCAGCCCCGGGAGGGUUUGGCCUGUUCCUGUAUUGGAAAAUAAAACCCCAGCUGAGUCCAUCA